Molecule: messenger RNA, 1627 nt
Organism: Cheilinus undulatus (humphead wrasse)
Lineage: Eukaryota; Metazoa; Chordata; Actinopteri; Labriformes; Labridae
Gene: arhgap1
Product: Rho GTPase activating protein 1
Exons: 13
Coding region: 188-1480 (430 amino acids)
Biological process (GO): small GTPase-mediated signal transduction; negative regulation of endocytic recycling
Cellular component (GO): cytoplasm
Molecular function (GO): GTPase activator activity
Source: RefSeq, a predicted model, not a curated record
GAGGUGUUGACGCGGAUUGUUGCUGUCAACUGUCAACUCUACGGCGACUAGAGAGGCAACAAAGCACAUCGGUGGAUUACUAAGCGAUUUAUUACGGGCUCUGGUUUCUUCAGUGGGGAAGUCUCAGCGUUGUGUUUGCGGGCAGUGAGUGAGUUGGUGCGUGUCGCACCGUCUUGCAGCGAGAGCGAUGUCUUCAGAGCUGCUGGUCGAUCUGGGCGAUGAACCUGCGACUGCUCAGUUAGGACAGCUGAAGCUGGCCACCAUAGAAGACCAGCAGUGGCCCGCUGAUGAGUCCACUUACAGCAAAUCGGAGACAGACCUCUCUCAGCCCUUCAAUGCCGGCUCUCCUCACCUUCCCUGGGAUCAUCCCUUCUAUGACAUCGCCAGGCACCAGAUCAUUGAAGUGGCAGGUGAUGAUCACUUUGGCAGGAAGGUGAUCGUGUUUAACGCCUGCAGGAUGCCUCCACAGCACCAACUGGACCAUCACAGACUGCUCAUGUAUCUUAAAGGAACUCUGGACCAGUAUGUGGAGAGCGACUACACGCUGAUUUAUUUCCAUCAUGGGCUGACAAGUGAAAACAAACCGUCUCUAGGCUGGCUACGAGAAGCGUACAGAGAGUUCGACAGAAAAUAUAAGAAGAACAUCAAGGCUCUGUAUAUCGUCCAUCCAACCAUGUUCAUCAAGACGCUGUUGAUCCUCUUCAAACCGAUCAUCAGUUUUAAAUUUGGCAGGAAGAUCAACUAUGUGAGUUAUCUGAGCGAGCUGGAGGACGUGGUGAAGUGUGAGCAGCUCGUCAUCCCGGCUCGAGUCAAAGAUUAUGACAACAAGUUACGAUCGUCUAUGAAACCGACUGCCGUGCCGCCCAUGUCUCCUCCUCGCAGCCCCCCUCUCCCUAACCAGGUGUUUGGAGUGCCGCUCACACUGCUCAGACAGAGGAGUCCUGAUGACGAUUGUGUUCCUGUGGUGAUGAGAGACACCAUCAGCUUCCUGUCAGAGCAAGGUUUGGAGAUUGAGGGGAUCUUUAGACGGUCGGCUAAUGUGACUCUGGUGAAGGAGAUUCAGCUCAAAUACAACUCAGGUGAGUCAGUAGAUUUCAGAGAGAUUGAAGACGUCCACUUGGCCGCUGUGAUCCUGAAAACUUUCCUCAGAGAACUACCCGAGCCUCUGCUCACCUACCAGCUCUACAACGACAUUGUCAACUUCGCCUCUGUAUCAGAAGACAGCCAGGUAACAGUCAUGAAGACGUUGGUGGAGUCACUGCCAGAGGAAAACUACGCUUCGCUGCGAUACCUCAUCACAUUCCUGGCUCAGGUAUCCGCCAACAGCGAGAUCAACAAAAUGACCAACAGUAACCUGGCCGUCGUCUUCGGUCCUAACCUGCUGUGGGGGCGGGACAACGCCAUGUCACUCAGCGCCAUCGGGCCGAUCAACAACUUCACCAGAACCCUGCUGGACCAACAGCAUCUGGUCUUUCCCUAAGCCCCGCCCGCUUCACCCUGCAGUCUCUCUUUCCAAGUACAGCACACAUCCCUUGCUCUUCUACUUCAGAUUCAGUGUUUAGCUCCGACCAAUCAUGUCGAUCUGGGUACUUUAUCUGCUUCUUCAUUAAAAACAACACAAACUGCA